AAUCAUUUUCCAUGGAAGUGGUAAUGUCAAAAUUCUUUGUCAAGAAAAGUUGAUUCAACAGCUGUUUUAAUGUAAUUUUUAUUUCUAAUUAUUUUAAUAAUUAGAGACACUAAUUGUAGAGUUUGUGAUCUUAUUUAGGUCAUGAUAGUUUUCAUUAGUUAUAGCGUCAUUUUAGAAAAUGAAACAAAGGACGCGCCUAAUGAAUGGCGGGGAUGACUUGAUUAACUAUAAUUUGACCAAGAAAACCGACGGAGACAUAAGCGGUGAAAUUCCACUGCACAAAAUGCGGCCACAGGAACAUUUCAUUGAGGCUCAAGUACAGGAAGGCGACACAUUGCAAGCGAUUGCGUUAAGAUUCUACUGUUCUAUUUCAGAACUGAAGAGAAUUAACCACAUACACAAAGACAAUGAAAUCUUUGCUAGACGUAUUAUCAAAGUCCCUGUGACACCUUACUCGGUGCUCACAGAACUUAUGCCAUCAUCACAACAAAACCCUGUACCUAGCACCUCAACAUACACCCUGACAUCAGCAACCCCAGUUGCACAGGAACCUGUGAAUAAUACUCAUAAAGCAGUUCAGUCUUCCCAAAACAAUAACACAGAAGUGAAGAAUGAUUAUGCCAUUGAUUGCAAUGAGGUUGUGUUGAACAGUACUCUAGCACCGUCUCUAGUCCCCUACACAGAUGUUGACCCAAGCGAGGCAAUGUCGGAGGACACGCAGCUCUUGCCACCGAAGCAGAGGGAGCCAGUAGAAAGUGUUGUGGUCAAGGAACUCACCUCCCAUGGUGCUGAUUUUGGACUGAAAUGGUUUCACUUAGUUGGUUGCAUGCUUGUUCUUGGUGUUGUGAUACCUCUUAUAUAUGUAAUGUUCUACUUGGACAAGACACAUGAGCAUGAUUAUCCACCUCUGCAUACGACUCGAUGACCAAAUAAUACUUGAUCUGAUUAAAAGCUUUAAGCAUGAAUAUUUUCUAAAUGAUUUUUUAUGUAUGUAUAUCAUAUUAAGGGGACUCAAUGUGAUUUAUAAAAUAAAUUUAUUAUCGUAAGUAA
This is a messenger RNA of Pectinophora gossypiella (pink bollworm), 1050 nucleotides long. RefSeq names its product lysM and putative peptidoglycan-binding domain-containing protein 3. Bases 179 to 925 code for a protein of 248 amino acids. Lineage: Eukaryota; Metazoa; Arthropoda; Insecta; Lepidoptera; Gelechiidae. The record is from RefSeq and is a predicted model, not a curated record. The transcript is spliced from 3 exons.